This is a messenger RNA of Chiloscyllium plagiosum (whitespotted bambooshark), 3949 nucleotides long. The record is from RefSeq and is a predicted model, not a curated record. NCBI's taxonomy places the organism in Eukaryota, Metazoa, Chordata, Chondrichthyes, Orectolobiformes, Hemiscylliidae.
GCCUCUCUCAGAUAAUGCCGGUGGCCCGGUAACUUCCGAGUCGGGAAAAUUGUUCGGGCUUGUCAAUGCGCCCUCUGGCCCUUUGUAUAGACACUAAUAUUUGCAGAAUUACCUGUAAGUCUAUUUUUUUUUGUUCGGUGUACCGAACCAUCAAUUAAUUCGGAAAUCCAGGACAUAGAAAGUCAAAACAAAACGGUCAGGACGUCAUGUGUAAGUUUUUGAACUGUCAGGUGUUCUAGCAGCAAUGAAGCAUGUUACCUCUGAACAAAAUGUUACCCUGGAGUCGUUGAAAAUUGCCGGAAGUGGGCAGCUCACAAUGAGCCAGGUGAGCACUCGCUGCCUUUCCCCAGGCAGUAAGUCCUACACCUUUCUAACCUGUUUUCUUCUUACCCGCCUUUACCAUAAAAGGAAGAAGGAAGCUGGCGAAAAGCAAGGGCGAGCCUGCUCCACCAUGGUGACCAUACUCGAGCGAAACUCCAAGUGUCAGCAGCAGUCUGCUCCACCUCCCCAGUGUACCCAAUUCCAGAGACAUGGGAGUGAACCUGGUGACAAUCGUGCUGCUUCUGGCCAAAACACUGGGUCGUGCAGAAGCAGGUUCCUGCUCUUCUGGAAGUGCACUCACUUGUGAAGACUGUUUGAGGCUUGGGCCGCUGUGUAGUUGGUGCUUCCAGGAGGACUUCAGUGACGAAUCAAAUUUUGGUGGAAGAUGUGACACCCUUGACAAUCUCUCGUUGCGUGGAUGUCCUCCGGAGUUUAUUGAAUCUCCUGUCAGCCACCUUAGAGUUGUAAAAGGCGAGCCUUUAAGCUUGACCAGUGAGAAGAGGGACGGGAAAAGGAUACAAAUGUCCCCACAAAAACUUGUACUUAACCUGCGACCAGGCAGGCGGCUGACAUUUGGAACGGAUGUGCGGCAGUUUGAAGAUUAUCCAGUCGAUCUCUAUUACCUAAUGGACCUUUCUGCCUCUAUGAUUGAUGACCUGAACAGAAUUAAAGAACUGGGCUCCUCUCUCUCCAAAGAAAUGGCUAAACUGACCAGUAACUUUAAACUGGGCUUUGGAGCAUUUGUAGACAAGCCAGUAUCUCCUUUUAUCAAAACUACACGGAAGGAUUUAGCCAAUCCCUGCUGGACUCAGGACGCAGAAUGUUUGCCCACAUUUGGUUAUAGACACAUGCUUUCACUGACUGAGGACACAACAAAAUUUAAUGAAGUUGUUCAAAAACAGCAAAUUUCUGCAAAUGUAGAUGAUACUGAAGGAGGAUUUGAUGCAAUAUUACAAGCAACUGUCUGUAAGGAAAAGAUUGGUUGGCGUAAUGAUUCCUUGCACUUGUUGGUAUUUGUGACUGAUGCUGAUACACAUUUUGGAAUGGACAGCAAGUUGGCUGGAAUUGUCAUACCUCAUGAUGGAAAAUGCCACUUAGACAAUGAGAACAAAUAUACAAAGUCAACAGCAAUGGAAUAUCCCUCACUUGGGCAGCUAAUAGAAAAGCUUGUGGAAAACAACAUCUUGCUGAUUUUUGCUGUGACAGAUAAGCAGCUAAACACAUACAAGAAUUAUGCAACACUGAUACCUGGUGCCACAGUGGGGCGACUCGCAAGUGAUUCUGGAAAUAUCCUUCAAUUGAUUAUUAAGGCCUACAAGGAACUGCGAUCAGAGGUGGAGCUGGAAGUGACAGGAGAUACUGAUGGAGUGCGGUUCUAUUUCACUGCUAUCUGUCAAGAUGGUGCUAUCCUCCAAGGACAGAAAAAAUGUUCUCAUCUCUACAUUGGAGACACAGUCUCUUUCAAUGUGACUGUAGAAUUGGAAGAAUGUCUGAAUGAACCUAAGCAUAUCGUAAUCAAGCCCUUUGGAUUCAGAGACAGCCUAGAGAUUGAGAUACAGCCAGCUUGUAGCUGCAGCUGCCAAUCAAAUGCAGAGCACAAUAGCUCAAGAUGCAGCAACGGCAGUGGCUCUUUCCAGUGUGGUGUAUGUGUUUGCAAUGCUGGCCGAUUAGGUCCUCAUUGUGAAUGUACAGAAGAGAACAUAAACACAGGUAGCUGCAAGCACAGUGCAGAAAAUAUUUCCUGCAAUGGUCGAGGAGACUGCUACUGUGGGCAGUGUGUCUGUCAUCCUUCUGAAUUUGGACGAAUAUAUGGUGCCUAUUGUGAAUGUGAUGACUUUUCGUGUGUGAGAUUUAAAGGACUUCUGUGUGCAGGUAAUGGGCAGUGUGAUUGUGGAGAAUGUCACUGUCACCACGGCUGGAGUGGUGAAUACUGCAAUUGUACAGCCAACACUGAUCUUUGCAUUUCUGAAGAUGGUGCAAUAUGUAGUGGCCAUGGAGAAUGUAUCUGUGGGAAAUGUGUCUGCACACAUGCAGGAUCCUCGGGGGAUAAAUGUGAAAAAUGUUCAACUUGUGGUGACACCUGCACUUCGAAACGGAGCUGUGUUGAAUGUUACCUUUCUAACAUGGAUGGAUCAGUAGAAGAAUGCCAAGAAAAAUGCAUGAUAGUUGAUUCCACAGUCAAUCAAACCACAGGAGAAAAUGGCCCAGAAUAGGGCCAAGUCGGAUGCAUCAGAGCCAACAUCUGUUUGCUUAGCCCCUGUAAGGAGAGGAUCCUUGCCUUAGCAGGCAAAGACAGAGAUCAUUCAUGCAGUGAUGUCAACACCCAUGCCCAGGUGACUAAGAAAGAAUCAUUGUGCAGUGCUCUGCUGUUCAUCCAAUACCAGCACUGUGAAUGGAUUCCGAACAUGCCUGAACCUCGACCCAUAUUUUGCAACUCUGUUGUCUUUCAUCUUCUGUAGGUACCACUGGAAUCUGUACAAUUUGCACCUUAAGAAAAGCAGCCAAGCAAGACAUCAUCCCCCUCCUCCACAUCUGAGGAAGAAGUCACAGAUCCCUCAGAGGAUGCAACAAUAAGGCUGCCCUCUGCACUCACCCUGCAGCUCAGCUCCUGACACCUCGGUGGGUACAUUAGGUAGAUUAGAGUCAGGAGUACAUGCUGGUGAGCACAUCCCACAUCUCUUCAAGAAAGAAAUGCCCUAGGUCGCUGGCACUUCGAGGACUGCCAAUGGCCUGCCACCUCCUCAGCUCCAGACAGGAGAGCAUUAACAAAUUUAUCCAAUGGCACAAACAGUUGCAGGAGCAGCAGGCAGCCAAAGGCACUGGGCAAAGACGGGAGCAUGCCAUGAACAUUAUUUGUACCAAGCUGCCUCUGGCAUGCAAGCAUCUGACUGCCUCCUGGAUGGGUUGGCAGCUGCCAUGCCGACUCAGGUUUAGCACACACAAUGUCAGCUGGAUAUACGCACAAGUUUAGAGACAAAAGUACUGCAGAUGCUUGUAUCCAAAGUAGGCAAGCAUAUGUACAAACCUGCAUUCCAUUAUCUUAGCCAUUGGUACUUAGAACCCACCCGAGCACAAGGCUUUGUCAAGAUUGAAUAAUGGAGCAUUGGAUGUUGUGAAGGUUUUCAUCCAUUAGCAACCUUAACUUUUAUUAAACAGCAUGAAGUGCACUACAUAUUAAAGCAUUAACCAGUAAGGAUUACACAGGGGAGUUUGGCCUUAGCAACAUCAAAAGAUUUGUAAUGAAAGACUAAUUCCUACAACUCAGUUCCGUUGAACAGAGAAGUCCUACCUGGGUGAAAUUGCUGCGCCGUAUGAUGCUGAAGGUGCUGUUUUGCCUGAAGAACAUCCUCAGCUUCUUACUCAACACAACUCUGCGACUUUUACAAAUCCACAUCAUCCAUUCCAUACCCUCAAUGCACCUUCACAUUGUCUUGAGCAGAGAUUCCAAGGAUCAAACAGCCUCCUCUAUCUGGGCUGAACUGUUACAAUGCCCCAUACCAGUACUUAACCUGCAUGGAAACCUGAUCAUGCAGGUUUGCCCCGGAAGACUAAAAGGUGUUGCAUUAUAGAUACACUAUGUCAUGACAUGGCAUUCUGACCUGUAUCCCGUGACUGAGUAUGAUGCCAC